Molecule: messenger RNA, 2440 nt
Organism: Sabethes cyaneus
Lineage: Eukaryota; Metazoa; Arthropoda; Insecta; Diptera; Culicidae
Gene: Tmtc4
Product: protein O-mannosyl-transferase TMTC4
Exons: 5
Coding region: 299-2425 (708 amino acids)
Biological process (GO): protein O-linked glycosylation via mannose; endoplasmic reticulum unfolded protein response
Cellular component (GO): endoplasmic reticulum
Molecular function (GO): protein binding; mannosyltransferase activity
Source: RefSeq, a predicted model, not a curated record
AGCCAAACUUUUUAAUUCGUUUGUUAACAUUAGUGUACUGUGAUUCACAAUAAUAUAAACGAAUUUCAGUUAAAAUCAAGUCAAAUAUUUAUCCGGAAUUGAAAACCACCACACUCAAUCCGAUUCAUACACACGGUCGGUGGUGAGUAUAGGCAAACGUCAAAACUCAAAUCGUGUUCAUCACCACCGCAAGAUCACCACGACACGAUGAACACAAACAAACGGGAAGGGUUGAAGCCACAAUCCACGCUCGUUGCAGAAGCAUUUUAACUGAAAUUACGAUGCCGACUAUUCGAAAAUGGGCACCAAUUAUCGUCCGAAUUUACUGCCCACUUUCGCAUCAUUAAUACGUUACGGAUUGUUGGUGCUACUCUCGAGCUGUUGUUAUCUUCCGUUCCGCAAGGGAACGUUCGUGUUCGACGACAGUGUGGCGAUUGUGAAGAACAAGGAUGUUAUCGACAGCAGCACACCCCUGUGGGAUGUUUUCCGGCACGACUUCUGGGGUACGAACAUCACCGAUGCGAGCAGCCACAAAUCCUACCGGCCGCUGACCGUGCUAAGCUUCCGACGGGAGGUCGAACGGUACGGACUGGAUGCAACCCACAUGAAGACGACCAACUGGGCGCUUCAUACGGUCGUCGGAUUGCUGUUGCCGAAAUGCUUCGAAGCUGUUAGUGGGAGCCGGCCAAGCCGGCCCUAUGGCUUUGAGUACUGGGCUGCUGUGCUGUUUGUGGUGCAUCCCAUUCAUACGGAAGCCGUUUCCGGAAUAGUGGGACGGGCUGAACUGCUAGCCGCCUUUUGGUUCGUUUUAGGUGUGUUAGUUUAUAGUAAUUUGUUCGCAGAUACAGAAAGUUCAAUUUGGAAACACGUGACUAUAAUGCUGGCAGUGUUCAUCUGUACCGCAAUAUCAAUACUUUGUAAAGAGACUGGUAUUACCGUAUUGGCCACCUGUGCGGCACUCGACAUGUUAACGCACAUGAAUACUCGUAGUUCUAUAAGAUCUAUUUUAAGGAAUAAAAUUCUUUUAACUCGCGUCGUCCUACUGUUCCUUCUGACCUGCACCCUAAUAUACGGCCGACUGUGGGUUCAAAACUUUACCGGUCCACAGUUCCGCGAUAAGGACAACCAGGUAGCGAUAAGCCAGGGACUAACUAAAAUCCUAUCGCAAAACUAUCUCUACAGCCUGAACCUAUGGCUGCUGCUCUGCCCGGACUGGCUGAGCUUCGACUGGGCGUUGGAUUCCAUUCCGCUGGUCAGUUCACUCUCCGACUACAGAAUACUGUUUGUGAUAAUGUUCUACACAUUUGUGAUAAGUCUAAUUGUACGCACUAGAAGUCGAACGCACGCUCUCAGGGGCCUAGCCCUGAUGAUCAUUCCUUUUCUUCCGGCCUGCGGCCUUGUUCGUGUUGGAUUCGUGAUAGCGGAACGUGUCCUGUACAUUCCAUCGCUUGGCUUUUGCUACCUGGUAGCGUUCGGAUGCAAACAACUUUACACGAAAGCGAAAACGCAAUGGAUUCGCAGGCUGAUCGGGUUAGGAUUCUUUUUCGUUUGUCUAGUGUUUGUUUUGAGGACUAUACAACGCUCCGCGUACUGGACUACGGAGCACCUUCUGUUUCGAUCCGCUCUGCGAAUAGUUCCAAACAACGCCAAAGUGCACUACAACAUUGCCCGACUGGCAACGGAUCAUGGUGAUCGGGAAACAGCUUUUGCUUUCUACAAACAAGCGAUUCAACUGUACCCAGAGUACGAAGCGGCUCACAUGAAUUUGGGAAACUUGUACCGAGAUAUUCAGGACUACGAUCAAGCAUUGAUGCAUCUGAAAAAGGCAAUCGAAUUCCACGAAGACUUCCAUACAGCGUGGAUGAAUCUGGGAAUCGUGCAUGCGGCGAUGAAGAAUUACGAUGCGGCUCUCGAUAGCUACCAGCGAGCUCUGCUCAAAAAGAAAUACUAUCCAAAUUGUAUGUUCAAUCUGGGAAACUUGUACAACGACAUGGGCAAGCAUAAGCUGGCUUUGGCUACCUGGAACGAAACCGUUCACCAGGAUCCACAUCACAUCAAGGCAUGGAACAACAUGGUCAACGUGUACGACAACGCUAACCUGCAGGAGCAGGUCCUCACCGUAACCGAUCGUGCCCUGCAGCAUCUGCCGGGAAACCCGACCCUGCUGGCUUCGAGGGCCACCGCUCUUGCCAAAAUGGGAAAAUACCAACAAGCGGAACGAAUCUACGCCGACCUGAUAGCCGCCAAUCCUCGGGUGGAAAAAUAUCACCAAAACAUGGGAGUGCUGUACCACCGCUGGGGCAAACUGGAGCAGGCCGAACACCUCUACCGGGAGGCCCUCAAGCUGAACCCACGUUCCGAAAUGGCCAAAACUAACCUCGCCAAACUUUUAGCAACGAGCAGCAAGCGAAGAGGCAAAUUUUAAUCACUUCCAAUAAAC